AGCGCACCUCCACCACCUGCCGCGCCGGCCGGCGUGCCUCUUUCCUCUUCCUCCGGUCGUUCCCCUCCCUCCCGCAUCGCAUCUCGAUUUUCUGGGCGUGGUUGGGAGGGCCGGCGAGAGGGUGACAAACGGACAGAUCCGGGCCGCGGCUACCGAACCCCAGGGCCAUGGGAUUCCUCGAGGACUUCCAAGCAAGUGUUGAAGCAUUGCCAGCUAUGCUGCACAGGAACUAUUCAUUACUGCGAGAGCUGGAUAAAAGUUUGCAAGGUGUGCAGCUGGAAAAUGAGCAGCGUUGUCAGCAAGAAAUAGAGGACAUUAAGCAUGGGCUUGAAUCCAGAAGUAUUACAUUUGACCCAGCAAAACUCAAGUUUUCUGAUGAAGCGACAGAGGAGCAGAAACAUUGUGUUAGAAUUGCUGAUGAGAAGGUUGCUUUAGCUACUCAGACUUACGACCUGGUUGAUGCGCAUAUCCAACAGCUCGAUCAAUUCAUGAGAAAGCUUGAAGAACUUCGACAAGAAAAGGAGGCAGCAGCAGCUGUUGCUGCAGGCACGGCUAUUGCUGCUACUGCUACUGCAACUGCAACUGCUAGUGCCGGAGCGUCAACUGCUGUUGCUACUCCGAAAAGUGGAAGAUCUGGCGAAAGAGGCAGAGGGGGUCGGAAGAAGGCUAAGGUACCCACUCAGCAGCCAGGGCCGGCUAUUGAUUUAGAGUUGCCUGUGGAUCCUAAUGAACCCACGUACUGCCUCUGCAACCAAGUCAGUUAUGGUGAGAUGGUCGCUUGCGACAAUCCUGAUUGCAAGAUCGAGUGGUUUCACUUUGGAUGCGUGGGCUUGAAAGAGCAACCCAAGGGAAAGUGGUAUUGCCCGAAUUGCAUCGGAUUCCAGAAGAAGCGAAAAGGCAAAUGAUAUUUGAUCCUCAUGGAUGCUAGGAGGUAGGCCUUGGUUGUUGAAUGUUGAUGACGAUGGCCGUGCAUGCUGUUGUGCUCCGACAGGGGUAAAACGUUAUUGCUCACAGUUCCUUGUGACAGACAGUGAUUCCCAUUGUUGUUUCAGUGAUCGUGUACAUGUUACUUCUAUGUUGCUGAGGAGUACCGAAGACCUAUUAGGUUUAGGACUUUGCAAUUAUGCAAUGCAGGCGGUGUGUACGUUGCCUUUUGGAGAUUUGGUAGGCUGGGUUUGUAAUCUGCCGCUCGUACGGGCUUCAAUUAUGUCAUGUACAGUUAGAUCUCCUUACCGUCCGCUUUACGCGGUGCUUUUGAAGAGGAUGCAGCAUUUUGUGCUC
Molecule: messenger RNA, 1281 nt
Organism: Phragmites australis (common reed)
Lineage: Eukaryota; Viridiplantae; Streptophyta; Magnoliopsida; Poales; Poaceae
Product: PHD finger protein ING1
Exons: 7
Coding region: 168-905 (245 amino acids)
Cellular component (GO): nucleus
Source: RefSeq, a predicted model, not a curated record